ACACCAAGAACCAGGAAAUUUAGCUCCAAGCAGAAACUCGCGUGCGAGAAAAAUGACAAGCGAUGAUGAGACUCCAAAGCCGGAAGAUGGAAUUCGAGGGCCGCCCGCCGCGGAGAGACCCGCUUUCUUUUUCUUUUUCUUUUUCUUUUUUGUUUUUGGCGGGGAAAAUGAGAUUCCCCAGUCCAGAAGCGGAACGAGACUUCGCCCACUGGCAGUCCUUCCAGCCCAUCUUCAAUCUUUCUAUACUUCGGGCCAGCAAAACAAACAGCUCUUUUCGGCUCAUUCACAAGCAACCGGUUUAUCGGCUUAGCAGAUCUUGUAAACACUCAGGGCCUUUGAUUCCUGGACCCAGGGAAAUGGCGACAGCAGCAGAGCCCAUCCCACCCCGCCUCCACCCGCAGGAGAUCUCCUUCCCACUGCCCAAGGCUCUUCACACGACAGCACAUAUUCAUCUGACCUUGUUGGACACAUGUGCCAUGGUAUUUCUCGCUACGUCGACCCCGGGCGACUCAGCGGGGACAGUGAAGCCGAUGGGGAGUUUGAUCUACGCGAUGCCUGAUCUCAAAUCCCCCACCACACCCCUCUCAACAACAAUCUACUCCACCCCCAACAGCGUGGAAUACACCACCCGAGUCGCCAAGAUCCUCGCCCGCAGGCUGCGCAUCCCCGUCUACGUGGGUAGCAGCUUCGACCCGACCUCGCUGGGGCUUCAGGUCGAGGAGGAGAUGGAAGGGCUACGCCAGAUCGUGGAGGUGGUGGUGAAGCGGUGGGAGGAUGCGAGGCAGUGAUGUCUUUCUCUCCACUUUCUCACAAGUACUAUCUGGAGUCUGUCUAUCAGGCAGUGGAGGAGGGAUGAGACCGUUACUGUUCAGCGCGCGAGGGCUUAUUUAUCCUAGGCCAUGGUGUCUAGAAUGCGAUUUUAUGUUGUGUUCUGACGCUGUUUUCUCUCCCUUCUAUCUUAUCUCCGGGUCCGAGAGUGGUGGCGCGAUGGUCGCCGCGGUUGAUAGUUUUCAAUUUGUGAGGAAGUGGUAGAGACCCUUCCGUGAGGGUUUGCGAGAUGCUCCAAGGGUUUAUGAUAUGGAGUGCUUGAGAUGAUUAUAAAUAUGAGAUUGACGCCAGAAGGAAGGAAGAGGAAUUGUAUUCUGCAACACCCAUGCGUGUUACUAUUAU
This is a messenger RNA of Aspergillus fijiensis CBS 313.89, 1170 nucleotides long. RefSeq names its product proteasome assembly chaperone 4 family protein. Gene Ontology annotation, biological process: proteasome assembly. The transcript has 2 exons. Lineage: Eukaryota; Fungi; Ascomycota; Eurotiomycetes; Eurotiales; Aspergillaceae. The record is from RefSeq and is a predicted model, not a curated record. Bases 357 to 788 code for a protein of 143 amino acids.